Hippoglossus stenolepis (Pacific halibut) is the source of this 5659-nucleotide messenger RNA. It is a transcript of the gene golga1, whose product is annotated as golgin A1. Lineage: Eukaryota; Metazoa; Chordata; Actinopteri; Pleuronectiformes; Pleuronectidae. The record is from RefSeq and is a predicted model, not a curated record. Gene Ontology annotation, cellular component: Golgi apparatus. Bases 604 to 3120 code for a protein of 838 amino acids. The transcript has 24 exons.
CUCUCAUUGUUGUGGCUACAAGAGUUAGCCGGCUAGCUGCCUGUCAAAACACAGUGUAAUUGUAUAUUUACUAAUGGCGCAACCAUUCUGGAGUCUUUACUUUGCAGCAGUUUGUGACCUCACUUAACACAUUAGCAAAAAGAUCGAGUUAAGAGUUGGGAUCUACUGUAGCUCAGCCAUAGGAACAAAUCCAGUGACAAACUCUGAAGAAUCCUUUUGAAAAUCUGGCUUUGCUCUCUCCACUGCAGUCAUGUGUGAUGAGCUGCAUCGUCCUAGCUCUGUGGGAGCACAUGACUGGCUGUCACUCAGGUGCAGUUUGCAUGACAAGAGGAGCAUCUGCCUCGAGUAACAACAUCAUCAGCAAUAGUUUGAUCAUUGCGGAACUGUUUUGAACCCUUAGAUACGGUGAUCCAGGAUCGCGUUUGCAAUCGAAGUAAGAGGAUGGAAGAACCAGCACAAUCUUUCUUUGAGUGGUACUGCACCAGGACGUGGCUUUGUUUCCACCCUCUGAACACGGAGCCUUAAACUCCAUGCGUCACGUGAAGUCAUUUACUCUACAGACACUCCAAAUUGUACCACAAAAGAGAUACUGACAGGCUAGACAUGUUUGCUAAGUUGAAGAAGAAGAUUGCGGAGGAGGCGGCCACAGCGCCUCGGAGUGGUGUCCGUAUACCACGCACCAUCAGCAAGGAAUCCAUCACCUCAGUGGGAGCAGACUCGGGCGAUGACUUUGCAUCUGAUGGCAGCAGCUCCAGGGACGACCUGCCAGCCCAGCUCCUCAGAAGGAACUAUCAAAUCCGGAAGCUGGAGGCCAAGCUAUCAGACUACGCUGAGCAGCUACGAAUUAUGCAGAAGACCAAGGAGAAGCUUGAAUUUGCAUUAGAAAACCAUCAGGAUUCAUCCAUAAAGAAACUUCAGGACCAGAAUGAGUCUCACCAGACCAACAGAGACAAAAUGGCAGAAGGGAUGGCUUUAGCUCUGGAAAAGAAGGAUCAGGAAUGGAUGGAGAAGAUGGCCAGUGUGGAAAAGGAGAAGAUGGCCCUUUCAGCCCAACUAGAAGAAAUGAUGGCGCAAAGCUUAACACUCUUCCAGAAAAGGGAUGAUCUGGAUGAACUGGAGGGCUUUCAGCAGCAGGAACUCGCUAAGGUUAAACACAUGUUGCUGCGGAAGGAGGAGCAGCUGAGCCAGCAGGAGCGAGAGCUCCAAAAGAAAGAGGCAGAAGUUCAGUCAACAAAGCGAGAGCUGUCUGAGGCUCGAGGGAAACUCCAGCAUCUGGAACAGCAGCAUAAAGAGAGCUGCACACUCAAAUCUGAGCUUGAAAUAGAGCGAGAGGAACUGCUGCUGCUUCGAGAGGAGGCCGACAAGAAGAUCAGUGAGCUGGAGGGACAAUGCCAGGAUCUCCAGUCAGUCAUCCAGCAGGUCUCUGAAGACUUCCAGAAGUCACAGAGUAUGGUGUCAGCUUUAGAGAAGUCCCUUCAUGAUUUGCAGACUGACCAGGACGCCCUGAGGCUGCAACAGCAAAAGGCUGCUGUAACGGAGGAGGACAAGGAGCGCUUGUUGUUGGACCUUCAAAAGAAAGUAACCUCACUGGAGAGACGACUACAUGGGAACCUGAGUCAGGAUGAGCAUCUUCAGGAGCUUAUCCAGGAGAAGUCCAGUCUGGAGCAAACUCUGGAAGGGACCAGAGCAGAGCUGCUGGCUGUUCGGACUAACCAUGCUGAUACUGUCAGCUCUCUGGAGGCACAGGUAUCCAGAAUGAGCUGCAGCAUUACUGAGCUGCAGACCCUUCUCCGGCACAAAGAGGACUCCUCAAGGGCCUACAGAGAGAGAACAGACACACAAGUUGCUAACCUGGAGCAGCAGAUCAUAGAGAACAGUGAGCGACUGAAGAGUGCAGAGCACCAGAUCACAGAGAAGCAGCAACACAUGGAUAAACUGGAAGGAGUGUGGAGUGCAGAGAAAGCUUUUCUGGAUCAGCAGGUGUGUUUGUUACAGCAGCAGAGUGAGGAGAAGGUCGGCCGACUGGAAGAAAGCAUCAUCUCUUUAGAGACCGAUAAGCAGACGCUGCAGGACAGGGUGGCUGAUCUGGAGAGGCAGAAGGAUGACAUGAACUCCACACUGAGGCAGCAGAUAGAAGAGCUGGAGCAAUGCAGAUUGGAGCUGAGCAGUCGGCAGACAGUGAGCACAGAAAUCGCCAAAGCUCUGGAAGAAACCAGGCGACAGAAAGAGGAGCUGCAAACACAGGUUGGAGAGCAAGCCACAUCCCUUCAGAUGUCACAGCAGGAAUUGUCCACUGUCACUGAGAAGCUAGAACUAAGAGAGGAAGACAUCAAAACUCUCCAGAACGAGGUGCAGAGUCGACAGGCCUCACAGGUUCAGCUGCAGAAGGAGGUUGAGCGGGUGCAAGCCCAGCUUGAGCAGAUGGAGGUGGACAGAGACUCUCAGCUAAUCAACCUGAGGAAGGAGCUGCUCAGCCAGACACAGCAGCUGGAUAGCUGCCAGGCGCGGAUCUUGUACCUGGAGGUGGAGGUGGAAACCCUGACAGAACAGCUUCACAGUCCGGAAGUGAGCGAGGAGGAUCAAAAUGGCAGCGUGACGGUGGAUGAUCUGGAUCACAUUCAGAAAGUCAACAAAGAGCUGGAGCAGCAGCUCAGUGACAAGAACAAGACCAUCAAGCAACUGCAGCAAAGACUGGCAGAACUGAGGAGGACGCUGCAGAAAGAACUGAAGCUAAAGCCUGAGCCAGAAGCUGAAGGGAAGGAGAAGUUGGUAGAAAGCCGAGCAGAAAAACAUGAGCGGGUUUGUCCAGAGCCAUCCUCAAUGUCAGCCCUGAGCCCCCCGACAUCCAACACCACCGUGACCAACACGUCCGACCUCAACGACUCACGAGAAAUCAACUUUGAGUAUCUCAAACAUGUCGUCCUCAAAUUUAUGUCAUCCAGAGAAGCUGAGGCAUUUCAGCUAAUACGAGCUGUAUCAGUUCUGCUGAACUUCACUCAAGACGAAGAGGACAUGGUGAAGCAAACUCUGGAGUACAAGAUGUCCUGGUUUGGAUCCAAGCCUUCUCCUAAAGGCAUCACCCGACCUUCAAUCUCAGGCGCUUCAACUCCCUGGAGUUGAUGAGCAGCAGAAAGAGCUGCAGUGAAGGAGAUAAAGGAACUUAGGGACCCUCCAGGAGGAAAAGGUCUUUCCUGCUUGGCUUCCACCAUUGAGCAGGAUUCUAGCUUUAAACCUGAAUAGCCUCCCACAGUUUCUUCUGAAAACUGAGUGGGAAGGACUGUUGUUUUCUGCUCUUCGGGGACACAGAAGGGCUCCACAGGUUAUGGGAUAAAGACUUAUUUAUAAUCAGUUGUUGAUUUUAAAAUGACAUUAUUUUCUUGUUAAUGGUUGAGGGCUGAGACGGUGUUUAUACUUAAUGUUAUAGAGUAAAAUGACAGACACAUCAUUCACUCUUGAAUAGAAAGUUUCAUUUUUCUCCCUUUGUAAUCAUCAGAGAGAAAUAACAGACUGACUAGACCACUGUGUCAGGAAAUGCCUCGUUUCCACCCAGAUUCAAACUGCACAAGGCAAAUCUGUUUGUUUUGGAACAAAAAGCAACCUGACUUUACUGUGUCUUCGCUAGACAGCAGGUUCAUGCUUUGAUUUCUGAAGGAGCCUUUAGUCUGUUUCUUGGUUAUCCUUUAUAUCACAGGGGAUGUCCUCAUGAAAAUGUGUAAUUUUCAUUCUGAUGCAAGUUUUGUUUCAGUAGCGAUGAGAAUUUAUGGACACUCAUGUCAAAGGGCCCAAACUGUAUCAAUGUGACUAUGUCUAUAUGUUUCCUCCGAACUGAAGCCAGUAAAUACUAGAUUCAAAAUGACAAAGUUCUGUGAACAAUCAAAAGAAUACAGGCUGGGAUCGUUGUUCAGUAGCACCAUCAAAACCCAGAGUUUAAUUGAGAAAUGACAGUGAUGCCUUUUGAUUGACUGAUGAUCAGCCAUGAUUUACUGGAUCGAGUUUCAAAUCAUCAUAUCAAAAAAUGUGAAAUGUAAUUGCUUUCAUCUCUCUUUAUAAAGACAUUUUCAUUAUUUUGCUUCUCACUGUGUAAUUGAAACCAGCAUUUAAAGAUCUAUGGUCUAAACUGGAGACAUUGACAGGCCACAAAUCAAAAACUGAAAUUUUAGAGUUUUAAAAUAAUCUGAUCAAAUUCAUUUUUAUUUAAUAUAAACAUAUUACCUAGACCAACAUUUUGCUAAGGGUCCCUACAAAAGAAUCAAGAUGUGGCCAAGAUGUGUGAUAGACAGGACAUUUUACAGUUGUAAGAUAAAGUUGCCAGCUGCACUUUAGACAAACUAUGAGACAUAAGUUUUUCUAAAUGACAUCACACAUAGUUUGUAUUUCUGUACCGCAGCUGACGGGCUGAUAUAUCUGUGAUAACCCAGAAGUAGCCAGCUCUAUCUUUUUUAUUAAGAACUGAUGAUUUAUGAUUUAAAGUUGAUAUCAAAAUCUAACUGCAUUGGACUGUUGCUACUAUGACUUGAGCCUCCCAGCAAACCUUGUCUCUCACAUUCUCUUUGUUGGCAGACUGCAAUCUAACUAUGGCUCCAACCUAAACCACCUAUAAGCUAAAAGAUUUGACUAGAACUUGUUGGGGAGCUGUAGUUUGGAGUUAGUGCCUGUGAAGCUCAGUUCAGGGUCUCUCCUCUCUCUCUCGUCUGUACUGGUACCCGAGGAACAACAAUGGCUGCCACAGCUGACACAAUCUGUUCAUGUGACUGUUUUAAAUCCUUUAACACCAAUAUGAAUGAUGUGGACUUCGUUUGACCAUUUAGUUAAUAAUAGCAGUGUGGUAAAAUAUAUGAAUGCAAUGUAUGUGAUGACUGGAAGACAUGCUCUACCUUUACCUGCCUUUGCUAAUGUAAAUGAAAGUACAUUCCACAUGUCUAUAUAUGUAUAGAAAUAUGUACAUAUGGUAUGCAUCGAGAACUUUAUAAAUCAGUGGAUGUAAAUGGUUUGAUGAUUUCAGUUUGUAGUAUUUAUCAACAUAUACCAGAACUCAUACAUCAUUUUUCCCUCCGGUUGUCACUCAAUCCCACUGCCCAUCACUAUCCACUGUCCCCAGUGUGAUUUCAGUCACAACAUGGUAUUUAUUUUUUACAUCAGUGAGAAGCCCAGGGAAUCUGCAUGCCUGCUGAAUCGUUGGAUCCUUAAAGCAGCCUGGCCCCCCUUUACAGUUUUUUUUUUCCAAAUGUCAGGGUAUUCUGCAUUUGUUUUCAUGCUUGUUGUAUACAUAGAAUGUCAAACAAACAGAAAGUCACAGAAAACUGUGUUACCCAUGUGUGUAUUUCACGUGUGGUUUUAUCUGUUGUAAUCAUUCUGUGUCUAAUACUUGGAUGCAGGAGAAGAUCUGUGAAUGCAGAACUGUCUUAAUUGUGUGUUACUAAUGAGAGGUAGCAGACUCAUGUAGUCACCGGGACUCUGCUGGGUAAUAUACUGUCUCCAUGAGAAUCAAAUGAAAUAAUCAAUGCACUUUUUACCCGAUUGAUUCUGCUGACUUAAAACCCUGAAACACAAUUCUACAAUCACUACAGCUGUUGUGUCUUUUGCUUUUGAUGGCUUAAUAAUUGCUGCUGGGUUCUCAUUUCUCCCAUUUCCUAAUAUUAAAUCUGAAAUGAUAAAAUCA